Messenger RNA from Desarmillaria tabescens, 1424 nucleotides. RefSeq lists its product as uncharacterized. NCBI's taxonomy places the organism in Eukaryota, Fungi, Basidiomycota, Agaricomycetes, Agaricales, Physalacriaceae. Bases 225 to 1265 code for a protein of 346 amino acids. The record is from RefSeq and is a predicted model, not a curated record. The transcript is spliced from 6 exons.
AAUAUGGUGGCACACUUCCCAAGACGAUCUACGCUGGUCGCAUUGGACUUGAAACAUUGCUCCGUCGGCUCGUCCUUGGUGGCAAUUAUAAAAACAUCCGGCAGGUCACUGGGACCGCAACCGGUGUUUCGCGAAAUGCGUCCAAUGCCAACUCUAUCGACCGCGUGUCAGUCCGAACCGUAGACGGAAAUAUCGUCAACAUUCCAGCUGCACUCGUUAUCGGUAUGACCCCUCUCCUUUCUCCGUACCUAUCCUUUCUAAAUGGAGAUGCCUUAGAUUGUACAGGAUCCACUACAGCUGGCUUGAAGUGGCUCCAAAGGGAAGGCUACGGGUUCGCGGAUACGUAUGCGAAGAACCAGCUGCCCCUCGACGGGCUCAAGAUCGCCUAUGACCAAAAGCUUCGUUACUCGACGCUCCAAUUCCGCGUCCCUCCCGAGCUAGGCAGGAAGCUCCCCGGACUCCCUGUACCCUACGAUGAAUGCGGUGUAAUUUACUGCCUACUUGCGGACCCUGAAAAGGAGAAUCGAGGUGUGUAUUCUCAGCGGAUCGACGGGGACUUUAGUAGGUGGUUUUUCUUUGCGGGGCUUAAGUUGCUGAUCCCCUACUUGGAGUGCAAAUUUGUUUCGGUAUCGCUGGUGGAGAUAGGUGCAGAACUACCGAAGAAUCUCGAGGAGGGAAAAGUAUGGUGCCGAAGUCUGAUCACUGAGGUACCGAUUCCCGAGGGAUGGUUCGCUAUGCUGGAUAUGUUAGAGGAGGUGGAGGAUAGUAUGACUGGCAGCCAAGUCCGUUUUGCACCCUCGACGUGGAUUCGAUAUGAGAAAGCUGUCAAUCUGCCGUCGAAUUGGAUUGCUGCCGGGGACAGUGUCAUGAGGGUCAACCCUCUCCAUGGGCACGGAUGCUCGAAAGCUAUGUACGGUGCUAUAUGCCUUAAUCGGUUACUGCAAGACGUACAGUCGUCGAUACCUGAGGAUUUCUCUCAAAGGUACUUCCGUAUGCACGCGGCUAAGAUUGAGCCACUUUGGGAUACGACGAAAGUCGCCGACUACGCAUUCCCUUCGACAGUCCCCGUUCGGGGUGAGACACUCUCACAAGGCUCAUGGCUUCGCUGGUAUAUGAAGAGGUUGAUGACACUCUCCCUCACGGAUGCCCAAGCUGGCUCGGCAAUAUGGCACUUUCGAGUGCUUCUAGCUCCGUCUAUCGAUUUAUUGCAAUCGCGCCUUCUGCUCAAGGUUAUUUGGAACUUUAUCAAACACCCGUUAGCGUGAUGUGUAGGGCUAUCAGUAGACUAUUGUGCUGGAACCUCGUAGGCUUUGCGAAAUACAGUCUAGUAUGCACUGCUCAUCAAAUACACAUGUUUUUCCCGUAGCUAUGGUGACUCGAUGACUUUUCGACCUCCAAUCUCACUCUCAUUGAUCGAUCAUGCA